UGUAAUCGAGGAUGCUGGCCCUGCGGCUGCUCAACGUGGUGGCCCCCGCCUACUUCCUGUGCAUCUCCCUGGUGACCUUCGCGCUGCAGCUCUUCCUAUUCCUGCCCAGCAUGCGCGAGGACCCCUCGGCUGCCCCGCUCUUCUCGCCUGCCCUGCUGCACGGGGCCCUCUUCCUGUUCCUCUCGGCCAACGCCCUGGGCAAUUACGUCCUGGUCAUCCAGAACUCCCCGGACGACCUGGGCGCCUGCCACGGGUCCUCGGCCAGCAGGGCGCCGUGCUCCCCGCCCAGCACCCACUUCUGCCGAGUGUGCGCCAGGGUCACCCUGAGGCACGACCAUCACUGUUUCUUCACCGGCAACUGCAUCGGCAGCAGAAACAUGCGCAACUUCGUCCUGUUCUGCCUCUACACCUCCCUGGCCUGCCUCUACUCCAUGGUGGCCGGCGUGGCCUACAUCUCUGCCGUCCUUUCCAUCUCCUUCGCCCACCCCCUGGCCUUCCUCACGCUUCUGCCCACCUCCAUCAGCCAGUUCUUCUCCGGAGCUGUCCUCGGUUCUGAAAUGUUCGUCAUCCUCAUGCUCUACCUCUGGUUUGCCAUCGGCCUGGCCUGCGCCGGCUUCUGCUGCCACCAGCUGCUGCUGAUCCUCCGGGGGCAGACUCGCCACCAGAUGCGGAAGGGGGUGGCAGUGAGGGCCCGGCCCUGGCGCAAGAACUUACAGGAGGUCUUCGGAAAGAGGUGGCUGCUAGGCCUGCUGGUGCCCAUGUUCAAUGUCGGCAGCGAGAGCUCCAAGCAGUGGGACAAGUAGCAGGUGCUCCCAUCCUUUCCCUCUCUGUGCGUCUCGACUGCUCCUGAACAUAAGACCAGGCACCCUUGUCUCCACCCACGACCCUCUGCAACUUCGGGCUGGUUAAGUGUCAGCAUCCACCCCUGAUCUUCAACCCAUAGAGAACAGCAUUGGCUGGUGGAUCAA
Messenger RNA from Tupaia belangeri chinensis (Chinese tree shrew), 968 nucleotides. RefSeq names its product zDHHC palmitoyltransferase 22 (gene ZDHHC22). The record is from RefSeq and is a predicted model, not a curated record. Bases 12 to 803 code for a protein of 263 amino acids. The transcript is spliced from 2 exons. Lineage: Eukaryota; Metazoa; Chordata; Mammalia; Scandentia; Tupaiidae. Gene Ontology annotation, molecular function: palmitoyltransferase activity.